AACAUAGAAUGCUAAAGUCAUGUUAAAACAAAAAAAAAUGAUGCUGUUUUUGAUUCAAGUAAAAACUGUGACCACUGCUUACAGAAACUGUUUGUCCUUUAAAGGGUGACAUUAAGAGGGUUCAACGUUGAAGUUGAAGAGAUUUUUCAUCCUUCUCCAUUUAUUUUUUGUUCAAUACAUUGAGUAAAGAAAAUGUUUUUUUUACACCAAGUGUAUCAAAAAACUAUCGGUCAACACCAUAAUGUUGUCUUUUGUCAUUCUUCCACUUCAACGCAAUAUGAUGCAAAACAACCUGCGUGUACUGCACAACGUACUAAUACGAACAAAAAAAGUGGCUUUUAUAACGAAUGGUUCGAGACUGUAUCGCAUCAUUUUAAAGAUCAAUGGACGCACUUUAAGGGGAAGAAGGACUUGCAAGAACAAGCUGAUAGAAAGAAUAGUAUGUUGUAUGAUACCGUUUUGACGGAUUCUCAAAAAUUAAAAGGAGCAAUGGAAGCGGACGCCAGUACAUCCUGUGACACCUCAACGACGUGUGCCACGUUACAUCAUACCACUUCAACCGAUUGUCAAGGUACCGAUGGAGAUCAGAACCCUCUUCAAUAUGAACAAUAUUCUCGAGAAUAUUUGCAAAUGACCAGUCAUGAUUCUUUUGAUGGCUUUCGUUUAGAAGCCGUGAAAAGUGUCUCACCUCUAUUUCAAUUAAACCAUUCGCUUAACUUGGGAACGACAUGCAGACCUUCAGGUUAUUGUUAUCAAUUUGGUCCAACAUUUUCAAGUGCCGAUAGAUCCUUUUUUUUAAUGUCACGAUACGCAACGGAUGGGACAAUGAUGGCUAGAAUUAUCAAAAAGCUAGGUGACAAAAUGGAAGGAAGAAUUUCAGGUUGCUCAUCUCUUGAUUCCCCACAACGUAAUGUUGUGGAAGUCAAUUUAGAUCGUACACACGAUUUCUGGUGUACUUGUUUGAAAGCUGCGUGGCAUGGUACUUGGAUAUUAAAUGGGUCUCUUAGUCGCAGGAUUUGUCCUGGACUGCAUUGUGGUGGUGAAAUCUCAUGGAUAGCUGCAACAAGAGGAAUCGUUACCUCUAUAGGAGCACGUUACCAGUAUUUAAAUCAUAUCAUUUCAGGAAAUUUUGUAAGACAGCCCGAUUAUCAACUGUAUCAAGAAACAUUGGGACAUUGUCAUACCGCGAAAAUUCAGUAUUGUCAAAAGAUCUCUAGCCGUUUAACUUUAGGUACUGAGUUGGAAAUAGGCGUGAACAAAUCGGCUUUAGAAAGUGCCUUAAGUUUUGGUUAUGAAUAUUUGUUCAAACAAGCUAGGGUUCAAGGACUCUGUGAUACAACGGGUAAAGUGUCCAUGGUGGCUCAAGACGCUUCAGGUUUUGGUGUGAGUGGACUUAUCGAUUAUUGGAAAGGCGAUUACCGUUUUGGAUUUAUGAUGCAAAUGGUUCCACAGCCUUCUACUCCCAAUACAACGGCUUCAGAAGCCAUGUGAAGUAAAAAGGAUUCUUUCGCGUCAAAUCCUGCGGUUAUCAUUGUUGACUCGACUUUGUUUUUUUUUCAUUCGUUUCUAGUAGUAUUUUCUCACGUUAAAGCUUAACGUGAGCAAACCAAAUUAAAAAAAAAAAAACCAUCCUACUCUUAGAGUCUUCAGGACGUUAAAUAUACUCUUCCCAUAGUCAAACAUGAGGCUUGGACCAUUCGUACACACAGUGAACUGUUUUUUAUUUGCUUUGUAAUGUUUUGGACCUAUAUUUAAAAAAAUGAUGAGUGGCAAACAGAAAUAUUUUCUUGAUCCCAUACAGGCUUAAUAGUUUCAUCAUUUCUCCAUCAACAUUAGAAAACACUUUUGUGUUGAUUAAGAGCACGUUGACGUAAGAAUGACAAAAUGUGCCGUUUUUUUUAAAGAUCAUGCGUCAAAUGCUUAAAAUAUCCCUUUAGGCUAAAGUAUGAA
Molecule: messenger RNA, 1950 nt
Organism: Hylaeus volcanicus
Lineage: Eukaryota; Metazoa; Arthropoda; Insecta; Hymenoptera; Colletidae
Exons: 7
Coding region: 193-1491 (432 amino acids)
Biological process (GO): protein import into mitochondrial matrix
Cellular component (GO): mitochondrial outer membrane; mitochondrial outer membrane translocase complex
Molecular function (GO): transmembrane protein transporter activity
Source: RefSeq, a predicted model, not a curated record